AUGCGCUCUAACCCGCGAAAGGUGUGCUAUGUCGGCUAUGGUGGGAAGGACGCGGAGGAUAGACGAAUGAUCGUCAUGCAGCACAAGAUUGCAGGAGGGGAACAUGGGGACCUUGUGGACGAGAAAGAAAAGGGCCGAUUCCAGUAUGCGCAUGAGGGAGGAUCCGAGGGGGCAUGGCGUAUGGCGGAUGGCGUAUGGCCCUCAAAUUUGUGGUGA
Penicillium atrosanguineum is the source of this 216-nucleotide messenger RNA. Its product is annotated as Cytochrome c oxidase assembly protein COX19. The transcript has a single exon. NCBI's taxonomy places the organism in Eukaryota, Fungi, Ascomycota, Eurotiomycetes, Eurotiales, Aspergillaceae. The coding region runs from base 1 to 216 and encodes 71 amino acids. The record is from RefSeq and is a predicted model, not a curated record.